Molecule: messenger RNA, 674 nt
Organism: Condylostylus longicornis
Lineage: Eukaryota; Metazoa; Arthropoda; Insecta; Diptera; Dolichopodidae
Gene: Pdrg1
Product: p53 and DNA damage-regulated protein 1
Exons: 3
Coding region: 190-594 (134 amino acids)
Biological process (GO): protein folding
Cellular component (GO): prefoldin complex
Source: RefSeq, a predicted model, not a curated record
UGUCAGUCGUGAUGUAUAUUUAGAUAUUAAAAUUCAUAUAAAUAACAUAAUACGUAAUGUCAUUUUGAGUUUUAUAUUUUUUAUUAAAUUGAAGUAUAUCACAUAAUUAUUUAAUUUUCAUAAUCUAAAAGAGUUUUUCUGUGAUAAGUUAAUAUUUACAUCUUAAUCGACAAAAAUUUGAAGUACAAAAUGAGCAAAACAAAUAACGAAAAAAUUAUUGAGAUUUUAAUUGAAACAGAAAAAGUUGCUGAUAAAAUAAUGGUUAUCAAACAAGAAAUAAUAUCAUUAGAUAAACGAAGGCAAGAAAAUAGGGAAGCAAUUCGAGAAAUAGGAAAAUCAGAAAAUGAUAAAAAAGUUUGGAUAACAGUUGGCUCAUUGUUAAUAAAAAUGGAAAAAUUAAAAGCCUUAGAAUUACUAAAAAAAGAUCAAAAUGAAAUUGAAAUAGAAAUCAAUAAAUUAAGAUCUGAACAAAAAAUCUUAGUCAAUCAGCAUAGAGAUUUAGAGCAUUCGUCGCCAUUUAGUGGUUCAAAUUUAAAACCUCUGAGCGCUAAAGAAAUCUCAGCGUUAAAAACAAAUUUACCUUUAUUGUCUUAAUAAUGUUACUCUGAUAUUUGUUACAUUAUUUGGAAAUUAAAGCAAGCCAACAUUAUCAAGUAAACGUAUUAUUGAGAAAA